Messenger RNA from Pogona vitticeps (central bearded dragon), 2548 nucleotides. Lineage: Eukaryota; Metazoa; Chordata; Lepidosauria; Squamata; Agamidae. The record is from RefSeq and is a predicted model, not a curated record.
AGCUGUUGGGAAUGAAUAAGCAAUCUAGUAGCAGCCACCACCAAGAAACACUAUAGCGAUGGGGGGGGCAUAUCUGCACAACCUAGUUAUCUCAAUCAAGCAAUACUUAUAGCUGCCAUAGAUCUUUCCCCUGGAAUUCUUGGAUUGAUGACUUGCUGGAGAAUUUAGGAUUUUCUGCUGUGGUUCCUGGAUGUCUGAACGCUAGCAGGGAACUCUGAGAAAGUUUCAAAGUACAAAUCCCAUUAUUCCUAAAGAUGUAGACCUAAGAGGGUGCAGCAUUGAGCUAGUGUAACUUUGAGGUGCAGUAACUUUGAUGGCCCAGAUCUUCAGACUAUGUGGAAGACAUUUCUUCAGCCACUUAAGUAUCUGAGGGGGAUUAGCAUAGUUCUCUCAAACCUUUCCUGUUGGCCUGAUGUACUAGACAGGGAGAAAUAAAAAAUUCCAGAAUGAUUGUUUCAAGGGCAAAUACACCCCCUCCGUUCUCUUACAAAAACAAGGGAGGAAGGAAACACAAUGUGCUUCCUUACAGGUGACACUGCUGCUAUGUAGGCAACGUGAUUCCCUCCUUCCCACAGAGACCUUUCAAGGGAGCAUGACGUACUUUUCUUCAUAUAUCACAAAGAGCUUUCUGAUCAGAAUACAGAAUUAGUGACAACGAAUUCCUCUUCUUCUGAGUUUUUCAGCCGGUUGUGCCAGCAUCAGAUUAUAACUGUAGGUACUUGAAGGUAAUGGACAUCAUGCGUAGCUCAGAGCCAUCCUGUUUCUGCUACCUUCCAAAUGGAUCCCUCCACUUAAAAAAUAUUUGGACAACUAUCCAGGUGAAAAUAAAUAGCAUUGAACCAGUUGAGGUGGUUUCUAUCUCAGAGGAACGGAACUGUCAUCAGUCAGAAAAUCUGUUUGCCUUUUUAAAGUGCCUCUUGAACAAUCUCUGGCAGCCAAGGGUAUCUAAAGAAACAGUCAUUUCAGUGGCCUACUAUGGAGACAAAACGUGUCUCAGGGUCCAGCCUACAAAUAAAAUGCCCUACACUGUGAGUGUACAACAAAACAUGUUGGAUGAAAAGCUUCUCCUCCUCUUUGUUGCUGGUGGCCUUCUCUUCCAUUUUGCACGCAACCUGAGUCGAAGUGUUAUAUUCUAUUAUUCUGCUGGAGUAGCGUUUGGUGUUUUUGCCACUCUAAUCUUUCUCCUUUUGAUGCUUAAAAGAUUUAUUCCCAAGUUAAGUACCUUCUGGAUUUUAAUGAGUGGAUGCUGGUUCUCUUCACUCUACUUUUUUUAUAUUUUGAAAGAAGAUUUGAAGUGGCUGUGGUAUAAUUCUGCACACUACAUACUGGGGUAUGUCUUGACAGUUGGGUUGUUCAGUUUUACUGCUUGUUACCUGCAUGGACCUCUCCACAGCGUGCAAAGCAUGAACCUUCUGAUGUGGCUUUUGCAGCUUCUAGGCUUGGUCUUCGUUUAUUUUGGCAUUGCUAUCCCUCAGGUUGCCUAUGUGAUAAUAGCCACUAUGCUCUUUUCAAAAAUCCUGCAGUAUCUUCUUCAAAUAGUCUGCUAUUUGGGCAGGAAAGCCACUCGUUUUUUCAAAUCUGAAAAGAUCAAAAUUCGUCAUCUCACUGAAGAAGAAUUUCGGGAGCAAGGUGAAACAGAGACUGCCAGAGCCUUGGAGGAACUGCGGAGGUUCUGCAGUCGGCCCGAAUUUCCCUCAUGGGUGGCAGUCGUCAAGCUGCAAACCCCACAAAAGUUUGCCAACUUUGUGCUUGGACUUCCUCACGUGUCACCUGAAGAAGUAACUGCCCACGAUGAACUAUAUGGUCUCGGAGGAGCCAUCUUGGAAGAGCAGCUUUUUAACACAGAGAACAAGACAGAACCUGAUCAACUGAUCGGUCUCACUGAAGCGGAGGAAAACCACGAAGAGGAGGGCGACGGGCCGGCCCAACAAAACAGUUUGCACUUUCAUGGCAGGGAAUUUCUCUGAGCCGCCCGCUCAAGAUAUGCGGGGGGCCAACACACAGCAGCCGCAAGAGGGAGGAGAUGGUCGGGACAUCCUUCCCUGUGAAUCGAAAGGGGCAGCCAGGACUUGCCUGAAGCACUGAAGUGCUGCUUCCUUGAUUUCCCGUCCUGAGAAGGUAUAGUGAUUAUUUUAGAAUAACACUGAUUCAGGAGAAAGGACGUGGACUUCUAAAAAGUACUGAACUCAGCCAAUUGUUCUACCAAGUGUAGGUUUGGGGUUUUUUUUCGUCAAUAAGUGGACUGUGGGGAAAACUUGCAUCCAGACAGUAUCUCCAUUCACAGAGUGUCAGCCAUAGAAAGAUACUCUGCCAUCUAAGGCAGAACAGCAAACAGCCUCCUUCCCUCAAAGUCAUGGCACAUUGCGCCAAAGGCCAAGCAAGUUAUUUGAGUACCCGAAGCAGAAAGAUGCUCAGAUGUCACUUUCUUCCUUAGAAAGGCAGUAAUGAUGCAUUAAGGACUAACAGUUUCCUACCAUUUCACGAUGCCCUCAGAGCUGCUCCCUGAGGUGGGGAGGAGUUUUGUCUUGGUGAAGCUAGCAGCUCUUGG